Molecule: messenger RNA, 2327 nt
Organism: Anastrepha obliqua
Lineage: Eukaryota; Metazoa; Arthropoda; Insecta; Diptera; Tephritidae
Gene: mtg
Exons: 7
Coding region: 69-1892 (607 amino acids)
Cellular component (GO): extracellular region
Molecular function (GO): chitin binding
Source: RefSeq, a predicted model, not a curated record
UGCAUUUGGAUUUUAUUGAUUGAAUUUGGAUAUCGUUCGAUUUUGGAAUUAUUUGACGCUGGCGAAAAAUGAAUUUCUUCGUGAUUGGAUUUCUAAUAAUGCAGGCGGCAAGAUUGGCUUGCGGGACAUGCGUUUUUGAAUCUGAAUUCGGUUUCAUACUCAAUUGUAACUUCAAAAAAUCUGGACUAUUUCGUGUAAGGAAUUUGGGCGGCCUUAAAGCACAUUUUGGUUUAGGUUUCAGUUUGGGCGAUGAACUGGGCUUUGCCGAAUCGUUGGGCAAUGUGGAAGGUGAACCGGAACGUCGUCGCGCUAUUAGCUAUAAAAAUGGGCCACCACCAAGUAAUGCUGCUGGUGUUUUGCCUGCCACACAACUUGCGCCAGGACAGCACCCCAUUCCCGAUAAACGCAUUGGCGCACGCGCCUCACCUACCUAUAGUGCCACAUAUAGAGAAAAUGUAAAGCAGUCGGCUGCGCCCAAGCAACUCAUGACAGAGGCACGUCCAUUACCGUUAGGUGUACCUGCAUUCCGUCCCAUUCCAAAAACUGCAACUGUACCAGUCGCGCAAAUAGCACAGCGACGUACAAAUAUUGCCGUGGAUACAACGAAUCCACGCGUUCGCCUUAACAAUAAAUUAGUCGAAAGUUACUCAGGGCCAGUGAAUUCCAAUCGUACCUUCCAUGUUGCCAAUCCAACUGUCUCCCAACCCAUUGCCGUGCCUGCUUUUCAGGCAAUGCCCAGCUCUGUUGCACGACUAGCUGCGGCUACAAAAUCUAUAGCAAACGCCGAAGAACGCAUUAUGCAUUCUCAUCCGAAUUAUUUACAGUUCGAGGAACCAAAAUUCGAUUUGAAGGAUGUGACUGUAGAGGAAUUGGCAUCGGCGGCUAAUGUCACUGUCGAUACGAUCAAGCAUGCAAUUUAUGUGCGCGAACAACAGAUGAAGGCUGAGCAUCGCGCAAUGUUGGCGGCUAAGUUGCGUCAGGAAUUUGUGCGUACAUCAACCACAGCAAGAACUACGACAACGACAACAACGACAACGCCAGUACCAGUGGCGGCCAUCCGAGCUCCGGUGAUGAUGAAUUGGCCGCAAGCUCAGGACGCAUUCGAAAACCAAAAUGUCAAAGAAAAUGUUGCCUUCGAGAGUAAGAUGUCUAAGGUCAUGAACGCUCCUCGUGAGUACUAUCCCGUUGGUUAUGACAAGAAUUUCGAUGACAACUUCAAGUCAAAAGUCGAUUUACCACCCACAAGUUUCUCAUGUGGCAAACAGAAACAUUUCCCUGGACUGUAUGCGGAUACAGAUUUGGGUUGCAUGGUCUUCCAUGUGUGCGCACUAACCGAUGAUGGCCUCGUGCGCAAGUCUUUCCUAUGCCCGGAGAACACACUCUUCGACCAAACAAUAUUGAAAUGUAAUUGGUGGUUCUAUGUGGAUUGUAGUACCAGCAAGAGUGUCUACGACUCUAAUAUACCAAUUUCGAAGAGCUAUCAACUAAUGAAAUCACUCACCUACUUUUCCAAAUACAACCAAAAUAGCGAUAAUGAUGGUGGUGAUGGUGGUUUGGAUAUACAAACACUCAAGGACUCCAUGGCAGAGGAGGAGAAUGGCAAGGCGCAUCGCUUUUCGGAGAAGGCGCGUAGCUUUAUUAUACGUGCCGACGAAACAACGGCUGUACCGGAGCUAGCGACAAACAGUGGUGCGAGUGCCGGUUUGGAGACGGAGAGCAUGCAACUAAUAAAGGAGGUUACACCUACAGCAAGCAACGUCGAGGAGAUCACUACGGAGGAUAUUAUUACGGCACAGCCUAUAUACGAUCGGCUGGCUGAGUUGAAGGCCAAGUUGGACAGUAUUAAGGCGGCACAUAGUCAGUUAACAACAGAGCAAACGAACGAAGCUUGAGGGGAGAGCGAAGGGAAGCGCUACGCAGGGAUUUAAUUUAAGUUUUCGAAAGUGGUGUUUUAAAAUACGUGUAGGUGGAUGUACAGACAAGAAGACGAGGCAUGGAGGGUCGCAACAUUUCUUGGUGACAUCGAGUUUUUAUACGAAUGUUGAGUGCCGUUGUGUUGUACCAAACUUCCUCAUAUGUUUUUGGCUUAAUAUCACGUACAUACGAUUACAUAUUGGUGUGUAUGUAUGUGUGAAAGUAAGUACAUUUGUCUUUCCUAAAUAGUCAUUGUGCGCAUUUAUCAUUUUUUAUCAAGUUUAAAAAAUAAUAUCGGGGUUGCGCAACCUUAGCACUUAAGUCUUCGUCUUAGUUUAAUUUGUAAUUUUACUUUUGUUACUACGCUAUGAAAUAAAAUAUGUAUGUAUAUGUGUAAGCUUCAACCUAGAUUG